AUGGAGGAUAUGGAAGAGGAUCGGCCUGGACCGACAUGGUCGAUGGACCGGGCACCCUCGCCUCCUGAGUCUUUCGAGGAUGAGAUACAGACGGUUAACAGAUCAGAGGAUCAGGACGGAACGGAGGAGUGCGGCGUGACUGAUUUGCUAGACCAGGACCUUGAUCCCUCUUGGCUAUACGAGAAUAUCGAAACGCAUGUCAUGAGCCUGGCAACAUUCAUGGGGUCCGCUUCGCAACUGUUCGGACCAGGAAAAUCGGUGCAGCGGGCGACCAACUACAUGCUCUGUGAUCGUUGGACAAGGGCGGAUGGAAGCAUGAACAAGCUCAUCAAGGUGGAUGUUGAAUAUGCGGAAGAUUUCCUGGAGCAUGAGUUCGACCCGGGGAGCAUCCGGUUCAGGCGGGACAUCGACUCCAUCAUCAGAUAUUCUCAGCAGCUGGACAUCCUGGCCAGCGUAAAGGUGCACUGUUCUGUGCCCGCGCACACGAUCCCGAACAUGCUCCUUGGGACGUUCAGUUCUCAGGGCAAGAUAGUUGUUCUGUUUCCAGGGCUGUGGUCCGCGAGCGUGAAACUGGGGGACAGGUGGAUUCCCACCGCGAUAGUGGAGCAAUUCUACAACCUCGUACUAGCAGCUCCCUCCCUUCGGGAGCUGAACGAAGGGCAGGUGCACAUCCUGGCCAUGUACAGUGCAGCGAUGGCGAACCAAAGGGACGAGGGAGGACAGAUGCACUGGCACAGCAUCAACAUGUCUGCCAAUUGCAUGAAGGAUUUCGGGGAAAUGCUGAAAACCCGAGCCAACAGCCUGGAGCAGGCGGCAUUCUGUGACCUCUGGUUCAUGUUCGAGGUGAAAGGGUCCAAAGAUGAAUUUGUGCACGAGCUGCAAGAAAUGGAAAUAGCGUCCAAGUUUAUAGAAGCGACGAGCUGGAUUGGACCGGACACGAGGGCAAAUGACCAGUGGUGGAUAGACAUCGAGGUGGAGAUGUACUGCCCGGGGCACUGCCUGAAGAUCCACACCGGCAAGCACAGUGAAAUUCUCUGGUGCAUGUUUCCGGAGCUGGGGACGCAGGCACACAGAGGGAAGGUGAAAGAGGCUUUGGACCAUCCUCAAUUCAUCAGGGAUUACGCGGGACAACUGGAACAACUGGCCGGAUUCCGUUGGCAACCCCGCAAGUGUGACAAAGAAGUGUUCAACAGCACGCAUAUGUGCAGACGUAUCACAUGGACCAGGUGUUGA
This is a messenger RNA of Punctularia strigosozonata HHB-11173 SS5, 1233 nucleotides long. RefSeq lists its product as uncharacterized. The transcript is spliced from 2 exons. The record is from RefSeq and is a predicted model, not a curated record. Bases 1 to 1233 code for a protein of 410 amino acids. Lineage: Eukaryota; Fungi; Basidiomycota; Agaricomycetes; Corticiales; Punctulariaceae.